Thrips palmi is the source of this 1480-nucleotide messenger RNA. RefSeq names its product protein FAM92A (gene Fam92). Gene Ontology annotation, biological process: cilium assembly. The coding region runs from base 415 to 1386 and encodes 323 amino acids. The record is from RefSeq and is a predicted model, not a curated record. The transcript has 7 exons. NCBI's taxonomy places the organism in Eukaryota, Metazoa, Arthropoda, Insecta, Thysanoptera, Thripidae. Gene Ontology annotation, cellular component: ciliary basal body; ciliary transition zone.
UCCGGAGCAGGGCUGCCAACCCAACGACUGCACUGUGCCCACGAGCACCCUUCAAAGGACGCCACGAACUCGUCUCAAAAGACGUUCCACAGUCAAGAAGAUCGGUCUAAGAAAAAACAUGUAAUGUUUUCACUGUUAGGAAGCGGUACAUUCAAGCCAGCUCCGGGAGCAAGGUGGACAUUUGACUUUCAGAGGGUUGAGGUCGAACUUGUGACUUCUGAGAAGGCUGUUGUUUACAAACUUUUAAACUGGCGUCCUACGCUGACAUCUGCAGUGCAGAAAAUUGAUUAUGUAUAUUUACAAGUUCUGCAAUCGCACAUUGUUUUGUGUCAGGUUGGAAGAAACUGAAAGGGAACUUCCAGUCCACCAAGAGUGUGUUGCGUCCUAACUUGCUGAUCUUAAACUUUAUUCAAAAUGAGAGCUAAUAAAGCCUCAAAUGUAGUUUGUGAACAGCAGGCAAAGUUUGUUCAGGAAAGAAUUGUUUCAGUUGAGAAACAUUUUGCAGAAAUGUGUGAUAUUUUUGGAUCCGUGGCAAAGAAAAACGCGGGUUUACGAGAUAAAAAUGAUGAACUUUCCAAAGCCAUAAGAAACUAUGCAGAGAAUGAAAAUGUGAAUCAGUCACUCAAAUCCAAUUUGAUGGAGUUCUCUGCUAUUCUAACAUCUGUUGGUGACUAUCGUGACACUCAGGUGAAGCGUAUGGAAAAUAAGGUGGUAAGUGAAUUGUCUCAAUAUGAUAGUAUCUGCAAACAUUCACGUGAGGAGGUGAAAGCUACAUUUUCUGCAAGAGAAAAAGAAUUAGUGCGAAAACGCCAAUUGGACCGCAUUCGAGAACGCAAUCCUAGAAAUAGGCAGAUGAUUACUCUAGCUGAAACAGAGCUUUUAAAAGCAAGUGCUGAAGUUUCACGCUCAAUGAAGGGUCUGGAGGAACAAAUGAACAUUUUUGAGAAAAAGAAGCUUGAAGAUAUAAAAUCAGUUCUUCAAGACUAUGUGUUGACUGAAAUAGCUUUUAAUGCAAAAUCUCUGGAACUGUUUACCAAGGCUUUCCAAGAUCUUCAGAACAUCAGCAUUGAAGAUGAUGUGGAGGAUUUUAAGGAUGUACUUCGAGUUCCUGACUCUAUAACCCGUUUGGACACUGUCAAGAGAACUUCUUUCCGCGCUUCCACUCCCCUUGGUUCACUGGCCAACCUCUUCACUACUCCUCCAAGGUUUAGAAGGUCCUCUGACUCAGGUUUAGCAAGAUCACCACCCAAGGAGAGGGGUGGCAAAUCUCAAUCUGUGGACUCAUUGAAAAAGGGUUUAGGAGAGUCCUCAGAAUCUGUGGAGGUGGAAGACUUUGUAGAUGAUGAAUCAUCAUACACUAGUGAUGAAGAUUAUGACAGAAAAUGAAGAUGUAUCAAGCUCAAAAUCUCUCUUGUAGUUAUUGUUAGUAAACAAAAAUUUCAAAGGAAGACAAACAAUAAAAUGAAACUAUUAACCGUUA